Propithecus coquereli (Coquerel's sifaka) is the source of this 1762-nucleotide messenger RNA. Its product is annotated as ubiquilin-1-like. Lineage: Eukaryota; Metazoa; Chordata; Mammalia; Primates; Indriidae. Gene Ontology annotation, cellular component: cytosol; autophagosome. The record is from RefSeq and is a predicted model, not a curated record. Gene Ontology annotation, molecular function: polyubiquitin modification-dependent protein binding. Gene Ontology annotation, biological process: autophagosome assembly; regulation of macroautophagy.
AUGGCCGAGAGUGGUGAAAGCGGCGGCCCUCCGGGCUCCCAGGAGGCGGGCUCCCAGGACAGCGCCGCCGGGGCCGCAGCCUCUGCGGAGCCCAAGAUCAUGAAAGUCACCGUGAAGACCCCGAAGGAGAAGGAGGAGUUCGCUGUGCCAGCGAAUAGCUCCGUCCAGCAGUUCAAGGAAGAAAUCUCUAAAUGUUUCAAAUCACAUGCUGACCAACUCGUGUUGAUAUUUGCUGGGAAAAUUUUAAAAGAUCAAGAUACUUUGAGUCGGCAUGGAAUUCACGAUGGACUUACCGUUCACCUUGUCAUCAAAACACAAAACAGGUCUCAGGAUCAUUCAGCUCAGCAAACAAAUACCACUGGAAGCAAUGUUACCACAUCAUCAGCUCCUAAUAGUAACUCCACAUCUGGUUCUGCUACUAGCAACCCUUUUGGUUUAGGUGGCCUUGGAGCUGCAGGUCUGAGUAGCCUGGGUUUGAAUACUACCACCUUCUCUGAACUACAGAGCCAGAUGCAGCGACAACUUUUGUCCAACCCAGAAAUGAUGGUCCAGAUCAUGGAAAAUCCCUUUGUUCAGAGCAUGCUCUCACAUCCUUACCUGAUGAGACAAUUAAUUAUGGCCAAUCCACAAAUGCAGCAGUUGAUACAGAGAAAUCCAAAAAUUAGUCAUAUGCUGAAUAAUCCAGAUACAAUGAGACAAACAUUGGAACUUGCCAGGAAUCCAGCAAAGAUGCAAGAAAUGAUGAGAAACCAGGACCGAGCCUUGAGCAACUUAGAAAGCAUCCCAGGGGGAUAUAAUGCUCUCAGGCGCAUGUACACGGAUAUUCAGGAACCGAUGCUGAGUGCCGCACAAGAACAGUUUGGUGGUAAUCGAUUUGCUUCCUUAGUGAGCAAUACAUCCUCAAGAGAAGGUAGUCAACCGUCCCGUACAGAAAAUAGAGAUCCAUUACCCAAUCCAUGGGCUCCACCGGCUUCCCAAAGUUCACCAGCUUCCAGUGGCACCACCAGCACUGUGGGUGGCACUGCUGGUAGUGCAGCCAGUGGCACUGCUGGGCAGAGUACUACUGCGCAGAAUUUGAUAUCUGGAGUAGGAGCUAGUAUGUUCAACACACCAGGAAUGCAGAGCUUGUUGCAACAAAUAACUGAAAAUCCGCAACUUAUGCAAAACAUGUUGUCUGCCCCCUACAUGAGAAGCAUGAUGCAGUCACUAAGCCAGAACCCUGACCUUGCUGCACAGAUGAUGCUGAAUAAUCCCCUAUUUGCUGGAAAUCCUCAGCUUCAAGAACAAAUGAGACAACAGCUCCCAACUUUCCUCCAACAAAUGCAGAGUCCUGAUACACUCUCAGCAAUGUCAAACCCUAGAGCAGUGCAAGCUUUGUUACAGAUUCAGCAGGGUUUGCAGACGUUAGCAUCAGAAGCCCCAGGCCUCAUCCCAGGGUUUACUCCUGGCCUGGGGGCAUUAGGAAGCACUGGAGGCUCUUCAGGAACCAAUGGGUCUAACGCUGCACCUAGUGAAAACAUAAGCCCCACAGCAGGAACCGCCGAACCUGGACACCAGCAGUUUAUUCAGCAAAUGCUACAGGCUCUUGCUGGAGUAAACCCUCAGCUACAGAACCCAGAAGUCAGAUUUCAGCAACAACUGGAACAACUCAGUGCAAUGGGAUUUUUGAACCGUGAGGCAAACUUGCAAGCGCUGAUAGCAACAGGAGGUGAUAUCAAUGCAGCUAUUGAAAGGUUACUGGGCUCCUAGUCAUCAUAGCAGC